AUGUUGAUUGGCAGCGUUGGCGGCCUGACACUAGAUUACACGAUAUCGAAUUACAAAGGUAUAGCAGUAUUUCAGUUAAUAAUAAAUGGCGUCGGUGGUAAUUUAGUCGCCGUUCAAGCUAGCAGAAUAUCGACAUCGUUGCACAAAGAAUCGUGGUCUGAUAUUCAAGAAAAAGCUGUUAUUCGUUUCAAUCCGUUCUACACAUACUUGGCCAAAGGUGGACAUGCGAGAACUGCCAGAGUUUUACUAGCGAUGGUAAUACCUGGCCACCUAAUAUUUGCUUACACCAUCAGUUAUCUCCAAGCCGGCCAUACUUCUUUCACUGCCAUAUUUAUUAUCGUGUACCUGACCGCCGCUUUACUGCAGGUGAUUUUGUUAUUAUACGUUGCUCAGUUGUUGGUGGUAUGGUUGUGGACACGAGGAAUAGAUCCGGACAAUUCUGCGAUACCAUACCUGACAGCAAUAGGUGAUCUAAUAGGAACGGCGCUGCUAGGAAUUGCAUUUCACAUACUUUACGCCAUCGGCGACGGAGAUUCGGAUGUAGGAGAUUGA
Messenger RNA from Nomia melanderi (Alkali bee), 552 nucleotides. RefSeq names its product solute carrier family 41 member 1-like. Gene Ontology annotation, molecular function: monoatomic cation transmembrane transporter activity. The record is from RefSeq and is a predicted model, not a curated record. NCBI's taxonomy places the organism in Eukaryota, Metazoa, Arthropoda, Insecta, Hymenoptera, Halictidae. Gene Ontology annotation, biological process: monoatomic cation transport. Gene Ontology annotation, cellular component: plasma membrane.